Panicum virgatum (switchgrass) is the source of this 1424-nucleotide messenger RNA. RefSeq names its product bidirectional sugar transporter SWEET16-like. The record is from RefSeq and is a predicted model, not a curated record. Bases 285 to 1232 code for a protein of 315 amino acids. The transcript has 6 exons. Gene Ontology annotation, molecular function: sugar transmembrane transporter activity. Gene Ontology annotation, biological process: carbohydrate transport. NCBI's taxonomy places the organism in Eukaryota, Viridiplantae, Streptophyta, Magnoliopsida, Poales, Poaceae. Gene Ontology annotation, cellular component: membrane.
CGGGCACGGGCGCCCGCCCCUUGGGUCCGGUCCGGCUGCCUGCCGGUUGGCCCCUCGCGGACACGCCUUUUCGCCGCCAGAAUAUCUCUUGAGCCUCCGGCGUGGAGAGCGCAGCGCAACCGUGGAGGAGCAGUUACAUAUACCCUGCGCAAACCGUGUGGCGGUUGCACAUACAUACCCUGAGGGCGGUGUCCGGCGUCGUCUUGGUCUUGGCGAUCCUCGAGAACCUCUCGUCCAGUCCCUCCCCCGUCAGUCGUAGCGGAAGAAUAGGGUUGGAGGGUGCAAUGGCCGCGGAUCCGAGCUUCGUCGUCGGGAUCAUAGGGAACGUGAUCUCCAUCCUCGUCUUCGCGUCGCCGAUCGCGACGUUCCGGCGGAUCGUGAGGAACGGGAGCACGGAGGACUUCCGGUGGCUGCCCUACGUCACCACCCUGCUCAGCACCUCGCUCUGGACCUUCUACGGCCUGCUCAAGCCCGGCGGCCUCCUCGUCGUCACCGUCAACGGCGCCGGCGCUGCGCUCGAGGCCGCCUACGUCACGCUCUACCUCAUCUACGCGCCCAGGGAGACCAAGGCCAAGAUGGUGAAGCUGGUGCUGGCUGUGAACGUCGGCUUCCUCGCGGCGGUCGUCGUGGUGACGCUGGCGGCGCUGCACGGCGGCGCCCGGCUGCUCGCCGUGGGGGUGCUGUGCGCCGCGCUCACCAUCGGGAUGUACGCCGCGCCGCUGGGCGCAAUGCGGACAGUGGUGAAGACCCGGAGCGUGGAGUACAUGCCCUUCUCCCUCUCCUUCUUCCUCUUCCUCAACGGCGGCGUCUGGAGCGUCUACUCCGUGCUCGUCAAGGACUACUUCAUCGGCAUCCCCAACGCCAUCGGCUUCGUCCUGGGCACGGCGCAGCUGGUGCUGUACAUGGCGUACCGGAAGGCGACGCCGGCGCCGCGCAAGGGCGGCGGCGACGGCGAGGCCGGGGACGAGGAGGAAGGGUUGGCGCAGCUGGUGACGACGGGGCAGGUGGAGAUGGCGCAGCGGCGGGGGCGGCUGCACAAGGGGCUCAGCCUGCCCAAGCCGUCGGGCGCGCCGCCGUCGUCGUCGCCGCGGGACGGGCUCGGGAGCAUCAUCAAGUCCAUUUCCGCCACACCCGUCGAGCUACACUCCGUCCUGCACCAGCACGGCCACGGGCGCGGCCACGGCCGGUUCGAGCCCGUCAAGAAGGACGACGACGUCGAAGCCAACGAGUGACGGGCGGUCCUGCAGGCGCCAGCGUGUGUGUGUAUAGUAUGUUACCUGGAGAAAUUCAGAUCAGUAGCUGUUGGAAUGGAGUGAAUUCGGGUGUCGUGAAUGAAGCUCUAAAUUAGUUUACUUGCCUCACCUGGAAAUCCUGUUUUUUUUAAUAAAAAAAAUCUCGUAUGCCCAGCAGCCUGGGCCCGCUGA